AUGGCAACCCCCACUGGAGAGAGAGAUGAAAUUUUGACACCUACCGACGAACGCUUUGUUCUAUUCCCGAUCAAGUACCCAGAGAUCUGGCGCAUGUACAAAGAUGCUCAGGCGUCGUUCUGGACUGCAGAGGAGAUUGACCUCUCGAAAGAUCUCGUCGACUGGGACGAGAAACUAACCUGUGGAGAACGUCACUUCAUUUCGCAGGUUCUGGCAUUCUUUGCAGCGUCAGACGGCAUUGUGAACGAGAAUCUGGUCGCUAGAUUCAGUACCGAGGUACAGAUCGCGGAGGCCAGAUGCUUUUACGGCUUUCAGGUCAUGAUGGAGAACGUACAUUCGGAGACGUACUCGAUGCUCAUUGAGACUUACAUUCGUGACCACCAAGAGCGGAACCGUCUAUUCUCCGCCAUCAAUACAAUACCAACGGUAUCUGCAAAGGCGCGGUGGGCGAUGAGGUGGAUAUCAGAAGACGCGCCCUUUUGCCAGCGGUUGGUUGCCUUCGCAGUCGUGGAGGGGAUAUUCUUCUCCGGAUCAUUUGCCGCCAUAUUUUGGCUGAAGAAACGUGGGCUUAUGCCCGGACUCACCUUCUCAAACGAGCUCAUAUGUCGCGAUGAGGGAAUGCACACGGAGUUCGCCUGUCUGCUUCUGGACACUCUCACAACCCGACCAAGUGGCGCGUUUGUGAAAUCCAUCGUCCGCGAAGCGGUGACUAUAGAACAACAAUUCCUUUCAGACGCACUUCCUGUGAGCCUCAUUGGCAUGAACUCAUCCCUCAUGAUCACGUAUAUCGAAUACGUCGCCGAUCGCUUACUGAACGCUUUGGGAUGCGACAAAGAAUACGGUGUCAGCAACCCGUUUGACUUCAUGGAUAUGAUAUCAAUACAAGGGAAGACAAACUUCUUUGAAAAAAGAGUAUCUGACUACGCCCGUCGCGUAAAGAGGGAUGCCGAUAUUGGAAUGGUCACGCAGUUGUGA
Peniophora sp. CBMAI 1063 is the source of this 975-nucleotide messenger RNA. Lineage: Eukaryota; Fungi; Basidiomycota; Agaricomycetes; Russulales; Peniophoraceae. The record is from the annotation of a GenBank genome assembly.